CACGUGAACGGCUAUGAUAGUGAAUAGUGAUAACGACCCUUAAAUUAUCUUAUGGAUUGAUCUUCUGACGUGCCUGUACUACAUAUGUUUCCUCCACCUUAGCAGCUAAGUUAAAGUCGCUAUAUUAGCUGAUCUACUCACCUCUCUUCAUUUUUAGUCAUCAAAUUCUCUCUCUAUCAACCAAGAAAAAAUCAAGAACCAGCAUCUCUGACACCAAAUGAGUUACCAGCAUGUUCACGAAGGUCCCUACCCUCCACCAGGGUAUGGACCACCACCACCUCAACCACAAGGAUACCCGCCACCGGGGAUGCCACCACCACCAGGGUUUUACGGUGGAGGCGGCUAUCCUCCUCCUCCACCACCUCCUGGAGGCAGUUAUCAAGGCUACUUUAAUGAUCAAUACCCUCCACCACCACCUCAGCACAUCUACCACGACCAGGGUGGUGGCUAUUAUCAUGGUGAUGACAAUGGCUGUUCUUCAUUCCUAAGAGGGUGUUUGGCUACUCUGUGUUGCUGCUGUCUCUUGGAGGAGUGCUGUAGAUGCUUCUAGUUGGCUGGUUGCCUGCUACCAAAUACUAUUGGUUUUUCAAAUUGCUACUGAUUGUGGAUUUCUUAAAAAUGUCAGCAGACUCCUCCCUUAAGACUUUUAUAUUACAUAUGCAAGAACAACUUGUACUGCAACACUUCUAUUAUUAGUUAUUUUGUCCAGUAGUUAUCUGAAGAAUGCAUCCCUAGCUCUUUGGCAAAAGUAACAACUUUUGGCUUCUGUAUUUCGAGCUCUCUUAAGAUGUAAUCUUCUUAUUACAAUAUCAAAACUAUUUAAGUUAAACAGUAUUCGAAUGAUUUAUUUUGUA
Messenger RNA from Nicotiana tabacum (common tobacco), 854 nucleotides. RefSeq lists its product as uncharacterized. The record is from RefSeq and is a predicted model, not a curated record. NCBI's taxonomy places the organism in Eukaryota, Viridiplantae, Streptophyta, Magnoliopsida, Solanales, Solanaceae.